This is a messenger RNA of Microplitis demolitor, 4091 nucleotides long. RefSeq names its product myb-binding protein 1A (gene Mybbp1A). Bases 93 to 3902 code for a protein of 1269 amino acids. Lineage: Eukaryota; Metazoa; Arthropoda; Insecta; Hymenoptera; Braconidae. The transcript is spliced from 4 exons. Gene Ontology annotation, molecular function: transcription corepressor activity; transcription factor binding; RNA binding. Gene Ontology annotation, cellular component: nucleolus. The record is from RefSeq and is a predicted model, not a curated record. Gene Ontology annotation, biological process: regulation of DNA-templated transcription.
UCGAUUGCGCAUCACUAAUAAAGACUACAGAAGUUUUGAGUAGAUUCAAGUAGAGGUAUCUGUGCUAACAUAACGUGGUUGGUGUCGCGCACAUGGUCACGAUGGAUUCGGAAGGAGAAUAUAAUUGUGUUAAACCAGAUAAAAAAAUGAAAGUAAGCCAAGAAAUAUUGAAUUCAUUUUCAAAACUGGCUGUUGAUAAUGAGCAUAUUAGAUUGCAAAGUGAAAUAAGUUUAUUAAAAUCACUUUUUAAAUUAAAAACGAAUCCAAAUAAUGAAGAAUUAACUUAUUGUUUAAAAAGAUUAAUUCGUGGAUUAGGAUCAUCAAAAAUGGUUUCUAGAAAAGGAUUUUUUUCUACUUUAACAACUUAUUUUAAACAAAAUUUAGACACCAAAAUAGAUCAAAUUAUAGAAAUAAUGGAAGCUGAAUUGAAACCAUCAAGUAGCCUUUCUAAAAGCGAGAAAGGUGAUAUUUUUAUGGGAAGAAUAUUACUUUGUGGAUCAUUGAUGAGGUCUAAGUUGCUUUUCAAUUGUCCGCCAGACAAACAGCAGCUAAUUCUAGAAAUUUUAUUGAGUGCUGGUACUCAAAAAAGUUAUUUGUCCUUUAUUUCAAUCUCAUUCUUAAUUGAUUUUAUCGAUCUAUUUGAUGAAAAAUAUAUCAAAGCUAACUUUUGGCCAUUGCUUGCUAAAGAAUUAGGCAAAAGUUGGUCAGAACAUUCUCUAGACACUUUUUAUGCUUUAUUGUAUAUUAGUGUUAAAUUUCCUAGUUUAAUAAAAAAAAAAUUUAUCAAGCAACACUUGGGCACUGAAAAUAUUAUUGAUAAAAAAACUAUUAAUGAUUUGCUUAAAUUAAUAACAGAUACACCUCGGAUUAUAUCAUAUCAACAUCCUUUGUAUAAAAUAUUAUGUCAACUUCUAGUAUCAUCAGAAAAUGUUGUAGAUUUUUGGGAUGGAAUUGAUCAACGAUUCAACGGUCAUCCAUCAAAAAGUAUGGAAUAUUUAGCUUUAGAAUUAUUGAAUUUCAUCGUGCCAAACAUUGAGGACAAAAGUAUAUUGCCAUUUUUAUUAUCAUCAAAUUUUUUAAAUUGGAUGGUGGGAAGGUUUAAUAUUGAUAAGCGUUAUCGUCAUGAUGUUGUAGCAAAUUUAUUUCGAAAAGUGUUGGCUCAUUUUGUAGUAGCAUUAGGUGACAAAGAAAUAAAACCCAAGAUUAAAAUCGCUGUUUUAAAAAAAUUAAUUAAUUAUCCAGGAGAUCUUAUGAUUGAAAAAAUAACAGAAGUUAAAGUUAUUCAACUGAUAACAGCGAGCAUGAAUUUCAAUGGAGUUAAAAAAUUGGCUAAAUUUUAUUGCGGAAUUGCAGAUAAUUCUGAGCCUAAAAAAGCUGGAGAUAAAAAAGAAGAAUUUUGGAAUUAUGCUGAGAGAAGUUAUACCGGUGAAUUGUUGUGUAAACUAUUAGUUCAUCCUACUGUCAAUGCAAAUCAUGGUUGGAGGCUUGAACAAUUGAAAUUUUUAUUUAAUUUGGGUUUUUGUGAAACUGAAAAUGUAAGUGUUGACUUAGCUUCACAUUUUAAAGAUAGUUUUUACCGGGCUUUAGAUGAUAAACUGAAACUCUCUGAUCUUCAUUAUGUUUUAAAUGAAUUGGUAAAGCAUUUAAACAAUGUAUUGUUUUUAAAUAAAACACAAACUCUCAGAACACCAUUAGAUGAAUCAGCCAUUGAAGUUUGGAAGAAAAUGAUUAAUUUUAUUAGUAAACUAAAUGAUGAUUCUAAAAAUAAUGAAGCCGUUUUAAUUUUUUAUGUUAUGGAUUUAAAUAUGGGAUUACAAAUUUUUUCUGAUUCAGCAAUGGCUAUUACUAAUAUCAAUGAAAUUCACAGUUGCUACGAAAGAUUGACGCAAAAAAAAUCUAAAAUAUCUAAGAAGAGAGAAGAAGAUAAUGAACCUGAAUGGGUUGAUGUUAUUGUUGAUCUUUUAUUGUCAUUACUUUCACAAAAUAGUCAUUUAUUAAGAUCACUUGUACAACGCGUUUUUCCACAUAUAUGUCCAGUACUUACAUCAACAUCUGUACAUCGAAUAUUGGAAGUUCUUGAUCCAAAAGAUGAUAAAGGUCCGCUAGUUCCUCAAGGUACUGAAAAUGAUUCUUCAGAUGACGAGUCGAAUUCUGAAGAUGAAGAUUCUGAUGACAAUAAUGAAAGUUCAUGUAAAAAAAAAUUUAGUGAAAGAAAUAAUGACGAUGAAGAAGACGAAGAUGAGAAUGAUGAGGGUGACGAUGAUGACGAUGAAGAAAAUUAUGAUGAGGAUGAAGAAGAUGAAGACGAAACACUUAAUGAUCGAUUGAGACUUGCAGUUAGACAAGCACUUGGAGACGCGUCAGCUCAUCCUGAAGAUAAUGAUAUUGAUCUAGAUGAAAUCGACGAAGAAGAAGGUAAACGUCUCGAUGAAUCUUUAGCUGCUGCUUUUAGAAUUCUUCGGGAAAGUCGGCCGUCAAAUAAAAAGAAGCAAGGAAAAGCUGCAGAAACUUUAACUCAUUUUAGAGGUAGAGUAAUGGAUCUUCUUGACAUUUAUCUUGAUUCCGGGCCUUCAAUGGCUUUGGCUUUAGAUAUGCUUGUACCUUUAUUUACUUUAUUAGAAUUUUGUAUUAAAGACGUUCAUCAGGAACCUUUGAAAUGCCGAGUGCGUUCGUGUCUUAAAAAAUUAUCUUCUGUUAAAAAAUUUAAGGAUACAACAGGAGUAGAUGAGAAAUUGUUGAUUGAUCUUGCAACAAUAUUAAUUGAAAAAGGUGAACGGUCAACUUCUGUCUGUCAAGAGAUGGGAGAUAAAUUAGCUGAAUGUUAUAUAUUUUUAAUUAGAUGUUUUCAACAAACCGGAUUACCUCAAGAUUCUUUAGUUAAAAUUUAUAUUGAGAGUUUAACAGCAUUUUUUACAAAACGUGAUUGCGUUCUUCCAGCAAGUUUAUUUAAAAAUACUCUCCAUUUUAUUUGGACUGGAAACUGGAAACUGGUGCCGUUAAUAAUUGAUUAUAUUUUUGAUAAUACUAUAAGAUCUUUUCGUCGUAGUCAAGCUUUAGAAUUUUUAAUUACAUUCUAUCGUAAUGUUAGAUUAAUUAAAAAUGAAGAAUAUACAAAGCUUCGAUUGAAAAUAGAAAAGAAACUAUGUAAAUAUACAAUAAAAUUACUCCAAGAACUUGUUGCUAAUCAACAUAUUAUCAAAACAGAAAAUGAAUCAUCGAAAGUAGAAAAUAAUGUUACUUCUAAAGAACUUCGACAAAAAUUUGUUUGCUUACUUUGGACGCUUUUAAAUGUCAUUUAUCCUCAUCAUUUACCUAAAGCUUGGGAUUGGAAGAACAUUGCUAGUUUAAUUACUGAAUAUCGACAAAAAAAUUCUCUUUCAAUGGAUGCUAAGAAUGCAUAUAAAAAAUUAGCAUCGCAUAUUGGAGCGUCAACUAAUGUAAGAACUAAAGUUAAAGAACAGGAAAAAAAACCGAUGGUAAAUGGAGUACAUACUGAAAAUUCAGUGGACCAAAAAAAAAAUGAUGACAACGAUGAUGAUAAAAAGAAAAAUAAUAAAGAAUCAUCAGAAGAAAAUGAUGAAGAUUUAGCUAAAAAAUUAAAAAAAGAAUUAAAGAAAAAACUGAAAAAUCGUAGUAAACAGGGAGAUAAACAAAAAUUAAAAAAAGAAGCACGUGAAUUAAGAGCCAAAGCGAUGGCUGAAGGUCUAGAAACUGUUAACUUUAGUUCAGUUAUUAUUCCAAAUGAAAUUACUGAAGAUGAGCCAAUGGAGACUAAAGAAUCUAAAGAAAAUGGAAUAAGAGAAGAAAUCAGUAAGAAUCAAUUGAACAAAACGUCAAUUAAAAAACGCGCAAAUCCUGAUAAUGAACGAUCUAGUAAAUCGAAAAAGAAAAAACAUGUUUAAAUUUUUUUAUCGUUAUAAUUAAAUAAAUUAUAAAGUUGACAAAUCAUUUUUUAUUAUUAUUUUUUUACAGCGACUUAUAUACAAUAAUAAAAAUUGAAAUUAAUGUUUAUAUGAAUACAUCUACAUAAUUUAUGUAACACAAAUUUGUAUAUAACUAAUAAAUAAAAUAAAACAUGUUUCCAUCCUCUA